UCCGUUUUCGUGUUAGAAAUGAUGUAUGGAAACGACGUUUCAUUUUAUAUUUAAAGAUGAAUUUUUUCUAGAUAAAAAUUGACAGCAUUUUGGAACUGAUUGACUACAACUGGACAACUGACCACUCGAGCUCAGCCCCAAGUGAUUACAGUUUUGUGAAGCGAGAGACGAAAAAGAGGGUAGGUAAGGAUGCCGGUGAUGUUGGCGGGAAUAGCAGAGACUCUGGUGCACAAGUUUCUGUUCGAGUUAUUCAUGCACACCAUCAAAAACAAGAGGAAGAUCAUUCAACCACGGGACUUACUCGCCGCUCUCGAGGGGUGCGAACAUCUGCACAUUCUCAAGAUCAGAUUCUCCCCAAAACUGCCUGGCGCCGGAGUCAUCCCCCCUCGCUUUCUCGACAACCUGGACCUAAAAUCGCUUGCCAAUACAACCAGUCUGAGUCCAAAAAUACCUUCCCUAACAUCUGGAAAAAAUUCUAAGUCAGUUCCCGGUGCACCGAAAAAGAGUCCCAAAGUCCGUUCUCGUAAGUCCGAAAAGACCCCCAAAACCCUUCCUCGUUUGUCCGAAAAGAGCCCUACAAAGAUCGAUGACAUGGAUGAAGAGAUGGAGUUUCCUAUUACCCCGGAAGCAUCAGAUGAUGAAGAGCCCCCGAAAUGGGAUGGACCAUCAUUUCUGGACCAACUCCAGCAUCAACGACCAGCUCGGCUACCAGACCCGAUUCCCGAUCCAAGGCCAAAACCCAAAAAGCGGAAGUACAAAAAGAAGAAGUUCAAUCCCAAAUUAUCCCCGCUGUAUGAAGCCACGUCAAGUGAUGAAAACUUACCACAGCAGAAAACAUAGAAGUAGAUUUUUGAUUUUGAGACAAAGCUUUCAAAAGAAACUAUGACAAUUAAAACUUUUUUUGCUUCUAAUUUAGACAGUUUUAAGCGUCCACAAUCGAGA
Molecule: messenger RNA, 942 nt
Organism: Symsagittifera roscoffensis
Lineage: Eukaryota; Metazoa; Xenacoelomorpha; Acoela; Convolutidae
Exons: 4
Coding region: 190-840 (216 amino acids)
Molecular function (GO): protein heterodimerization activity
Source: RefSeq, a predicted model, not a curated record